AUGUUUGUGGUUGAAUGCAUCUUUUUACAGGUAGGACGCCCGGGCAGAGGAGACGGAGCAUACUUUGGGUUCCGCUUCCAGAUUUGUGGGUAUAGCUUCGCCUUUCGCAGCGCGGGCAGAAUAUCCAAGCCCCCAAGGAACGACUACCGACCUCCCGACAGCAUCAAGCACCUCUUCCCACGGCAUGUGGCGAAGUGGCAAGAGAAGCUCAUCAAGGACAACAUCCCGGACGCAGAGAUGUCCAGGUUUGAGGAGAUCAGGCAGUUCUUCUUCCUGUAUGAAACCACAGGAAGCAACAUGACACACUGCAGUUUGAUGGGUGCCUCCGAUCUCUUUACGACCACUGGAAAGUGGUACUUCCCAGACGCUCCGGAAGUGCAGAAUCAGCUCUUUGAGAACGUCGCCUGGCUCUUUGACAGGAACAUCCAUCACUACAUCUCCGAGCGGCAGACUGCCAAAUUCCCGUUCAUCGAAGACUUCGAUAUCCAGGCAGCAAAAGACUAUCGGCCCAUUCCACCAGGGCGUGAGUGGGCGGAUCCGCCGGAUGAUCUCAUCAUGUUCAAGCCGACGCGGUAUGGCCCCGAGCCGUUUGACGUGCACGGAGACCCGGGCUCCAUGAUGAAGUACCGAGCGCUCGCCAUCCACAUGCUGUACCCUCACAUCGACGAGCUCUUCUGCCUCGUGUACUCUGCAUCUGGCUUCAACAAGGGCAAAGAGUUGGUGAAGUCGUCUUUCCACCUGGUGUGGCCGCAGUUGGUUGUCGAUCCUGACCGAGCCAAAGUCAUUCGCUAUGUCACAUUGGGCGUCUUCAAGAACGAAACCAACAAGGAAGGUUCUGACAUCCACAAGAUGCAGCAGAAACUGAUGGAGAUGGAUCCCAGCAACGAGUGGGAGUUGGUUUUCGACAGCACCACCAUCAAUGCCAGAAACGGCCUGCGGCUGCCAUACUCUGACAAAGCCUCCAUGGUCGUCAAAGAUCCGGAAGACAAGGCGAGGAUUAAGCGAGGAGAGCUGUCGAAGAAUUCAGCUUUCAAGGUCCGCGUCGUGGAAGGGCGGCCGUCGAAAGCGGUGGGGCGGAUCAACUUCAAGUUCGCAAAGGAUGACGAUGGCGUAGAUCGGCUAGUGGAGGCAGCCUGGGUCCAGGACGAACAGUCGAUGGAGCGAUCGGAGUGGAUUCGUUUGGGCUCCUGCCGCCUUGACCAGGGCGACCUGGAGUCGACCAGGAUGACGCCUUGGCAGCUGGGCCCGGACCGGCAGGGUGUAGUGGACGUCAUGGAGCUGUUGCCAAAAAAGCCAGGCGAAAAGUACUACCGCGAGUCCGAGGACGAGUCAGGAAUCUUCAAAACUCAUGUGCCGUACCCGAACAUCCUGCGCUGUUCGCUCUCGGUCAAGCAUUUCGUUGCCAAGUUUGACGAGCAGCUUUACGAGGAGAUGGAAGCGCUUCACGGAGAGGGUGAGUUCGAUCUGCGACAACGAAUCGCAGGCCAAUGGAUCUCUAUCACGGAAGACCAGGCGCUUUGGCGGGCUCCAGCUGCGCGGCAGUUCGCCAACAAGUUCCCGGACCCCCGCGAGGGGCAUUGCACAAAGCAGACGCAUCGGUUUGCUGGCCGCUUCCUGUUGUAG
This is a messenger RNA of Symbiodinium sp. CCMP2592, 1623 nucleotides long. Lineage: Eukaryota; Dinophyceae; Suessiales; Symbiodiniaceae. The record is from the annotation of a GenBank genome assembly.